AGUCCGGCUGGUCCAACGACAUGGACGUCAUCGAGUGGGCUGAGCUCAAGGGUCUGGAAAAGAUCGGCUCAGGUGCGUUUGGCACCGUCUACAAGGCCGAGCGGCACCACAAAGAGUGCUGCAUCAAGGUCUUUGACGCACGCUCUCGCCGUCGGCGCUGCAGUCGUUUGUUGAGGAGGCCCACGUGCUUGCCCAGCUCAAGCACCCCAACUGCGUCCUGUUCAUGGGCGUUUGCCUCGAUCCGGACCACACUGGAGUGGUCACCGAGUACAUGGACGGCGGCGACUUGCGGCAGCUCCUCCGCGCAUGGCGGGCAGCACACUCGGAAGAUGGCCUCGCGUACCCGUACCCAGCCCCGAGCUCACCGCUCGCACCGCUCGCCUUUGCGUCGCGCAAGACCCGGGUCCGUAUCUUGCUGGAGGCCGGCAUCGGCCUGCAGUACCUGCACUCGCUUGGUUUUCCGCACCGCGACAUCAAGCCGUCCAACAUCCUCCUGGAAGGCCGCAUGUUUCCUGUCAAGCUCGCUGACUUUGGCAUGUCAGGACCCAAGGCGGCGCUCUCCGGCGGCGGCGGCACGCCGAGGUACUCGGCGCCCGAGGUUCUCCUCGGCGCUCAAGCUGACGCUGCAUCGGACGUCUUUUCUUUUGGAGUGGUUGUUUACGAGGUCCUCACUACCACCAAGCCGUGCCUCCGUGGCCGCAACGCCUUUGCCUCGCCUGUCGCCGAGCCUGCUCAUCUGGAGACGCCUUCGCUCAUUCCGGCUCACACUGCCGCCCUGCUCUCGGCCAUGCUUGCGCCCGAGCCGGCGGAUCGCCCGUCCAUGGCUACAGUGUGCGAGGCUCUCGUUGCUCUGCACGACUCGCUGUGGGCCGCACCGGCGCCUAUCCUCCUCGUGCCCGACGACAUCGUCCUCCGCAUCUUUGGUUUUGUUCCGCUCCGCCAGCGCGCCUCGCUCCGUGCGGUCUGCCGUGCCUGGCGGGCCAUCACCGAGAGCCACGCGCUCUGGGCGCCCGAUCUCGACGAAGCGCUGGUUGUUGACUCGGAUGAGCGAAUUCAGCUCCUGCUCCGCGCGCCGUAUCUUGGCGUGGCGCACUGGCUCUUUGGUCUCACCUCGCUCAAGGUCGGGCGCCAUGUCUCGGACACUGGGCUGCACAUCCUGGCCUCGUUCUGUGUUCAGCUUGUCGAGCUUGACCUCUCGCCGGCGCUGCUCGUCUCGGACCUUGGCGUCCGCGACAUUGUAUCAUCGCUCACCGACCUCACUGAUCUCGACUUGUCAGAGUGCAAGCAUCUCUCGGACCGUGCGCUGCAGUACGUCGGCGAGUCGUGCGCCUCGCUGACCAAGCUCAAUCUCGACUCGUGCGUCGCCAUGACCUCGGCAGGCAUCAAGCACCUCGCCAUCGGCUGUCCCGACUUGCGCAUUGUAUGCCUCGCGGGCAUUGCCACUAUGGGUGACCCUGCUCUGCUCUUCCUUGCCUCGUGUGUUGGCCUCUCCGAAAUCGACGUCUCGGGCUGCGCUGCCGUCACCGACGUAGGCCUCUCUGCGCUUGCCGCCUCAUGCGUCCUCACUACCGUCAUCGCCACCGCCUGCCCCAAUCUCACCUCGCGCGGCGUCCGCGAGGUCCUCGAAUACUCGGCUAAUCUCCGAGUCGCUAUCUUUAACGACUGCCCGGACGUCGGCUCGGAUGCCUUUGCCGACUAUGUUCCGCCGCGGCUGCGCCAUCUCUCUCUCGCCGGCUGCCGUCGGGUCGGCAACUCUGCGCUCCGGCUUCUGCCGCCGACGCUCGAGCUCCUCUCCAUCUCUUCGUGCACCCGCAUCAAUGCCGUCGGGUACGCCAGCCUUGCCGAGCUGGGCCUCACAGCACUCGAGGCGCUCUCGUUGCGGCGGACGUCAGUGACAGAUACCCAGCUCGAGCCGCUGCUGGUCUCGACGGCUGGCGCGCUCUGCUCGCUGGAUCUCACGCAAGCGCUCAAGAUUGGCGAUGCCGGCCUGCAUGCCAUCUCGCAAGCUGCCCCGCAUCUGCGGCGCCUUGCUCUUGGCGGCUGCCACCGCAUCUCCAACGACGGCCUUCGCUUCCUUACCCGCGGCUGCACGCAACUAACGGAGCUUUUUUGGACGGCUGUUCCAAGAUCGACGACCUUGGCAUGGCAUAUCUCACAAACCUAAGCUCGCUCUCAGCGCUCUCGCUGGCGUGGUGCUCUCGGGUCACUGACCUCGGCGUCGAGUCGCUUGCUCAUCUACCAGCGCUCACGCGGCUCUCGCUCGAGCGGCUGCGGCUGCUGUCCGACAGCGGCGUGCUCGCGUUGGCGGCGCACGCUGCCUCGCUCACCUCGCUCAACAUCUCCGAGUGCAGCUUAGUCACCGACGUGGCGCUCGACGCGUUGGCGCAAGCCGCCUGCGCAUCCAAGCUCGAGACCAUCAAUCUCGCCCGCGUCGCUCACAUCACCGCCCGUGGCGUUGAGACGGUGCUGACCGAGUGCUCGCGGGCUCACGUCGUGGUUAGUGCUGGUUCCAAGACUGUCACCGCCGAUCAAGCCGAGUAUCUGCGGCUGCGGCACGGGACCCGGCUUGCGCUUGCGUGACGGCUACGCGCGCGAGCGGGCAAGAACGGCGCGAGCCCACUUGAUGACUGGCUCGUCGACAACCUUGCCGUCGACCUCAAAGGCACCGACGCCGUCCGCGGCGGCAGCGGCAGCCUUGUCGACAAUCCGCGUGGCGAGCUCGAUUUGAUCGGCGCUCGGCGAGAAGCACUCGGUGAUGACCGGGACCUGUGCAGGAUGAAUGGCGUACUUGCCGGUGUAGCCGAGCGCGUAGCCGUCGGCGCACUCUGCGCGCAGCUUGGCCUCGUCCUUAAAGUCGACACAAACCA
Molecule: messenger RNA, 2867 nt
Organism: Thecamonas trahens ATCC 50062
Lineage: Eukaryota; Apusomonadida; Apusomonadidae
Product: TKL protein kinase
Exons: 1
Coding region: 224-2164 (646 amino acids)
Biological process (GO): protein phosphorylation
Molecular function (GO): ATP binding; protein kinase activity; protein binding
Source: RefSeq, a predicted model, not a curated record